This is a messenger RNA of Clunio marinus, 309 nucleotides long. The record is from the annotation of a GenBank genome assembly. NCBI's taxonomy places the organism in Eukaryota, Metazoa, Arthropoda, Insecta, Diptera, Chironomidae.
AUGAAAAAAGAAGAAAAUUGUCACAGUGUUUACUUGAACGGAAAUAUCUUGUUUCUUGGCUUUUUUUUCCCAAACGCUAACAAUGAAAAUUUCUGGGAUGAUGCUGAUGGCGAGAGAGAACAAAAAGAAAUUUUGGCAACUAUAACAUCAAACAUUUUCAUAAAACGUAGUUGGAAGCUGAAGAAAGGAAAAUUGUAUCAAGCAAUAUUUUAUCGGUUUCCUCCAUUCACCUCCAGAAGUUUAAAACUUCAAAGCGUGGAACUUUCCCUAAUAAAGAAAAUGAAAUAUCAAUGGCGAUCAAAAGCUUAA